AUGGCAAUAACGAAGAAAAAGAACUGUACCUACCCUUUGGAUGAAAAGACAUUAGCACGGCUCGAAAGAGAAGCUCUGCAAACCUUGAAAGGUAAAAUUUCAGGGUUUUGUAAAAAAAGAGCUUCGGAAUCACGAAAGGAAGGACAAGAUGGAACCGAAAAGGAAGCCGAGACAAAAGAAUCGAAGGAAAUUGUUAAACCUACCGGUUAUAAAUGUGCAAAGGCAUUGAUAUUAAAAACGCUGCGAUCGAUAAAGGAGAAGCAGAGAAGAGAAGCAUUUACGAAUCAGUACAAAAGAUGGAAGUUUUACACUUCUUUAAUUAAACUAAAGACCAAUCUACUGAAUCAAAAAUGGGAUUACUGUUGCCAUUUGAAAGAGAGGACAAUUAUUCGAGAAAGCAAACGUCUAGAAACUAUUGAAAGAUUGAGAUGGGAAUACAACGUUGACGCAACUGUACCUCCGGAUUCUAUAAUUUUUGACAAGGUUAGUUUCUAUUCGUAUGUUGACAAUUUUUAA
Megachile rotundata (alfalfa leafcutting bee) is the source of this 516-nucleotide messenger RNA. RefSeq names its product cilia- and flagella-associated protein 74. The record is from RefSeq and is a predicted model, not a curated record. NCBI's taxonomy places the organism in Eukaryota, Metazoa, Arthropoda, Insecta, Hymenoptera, Megachilidae.